This is a messenger RNA of Manihot esculenta (cassava), 654 nucleotides long. Its product is annotated as transcription factor PRE5. Gene Ontology annotation, biological process: regulation of DNA-templated transcription; regulation of growth. Gene Ontology annotation, molecular function: protein dimerization activity. The transcript is spliced from 2 exons. NCBI's taxonomy places the organism in Eukaryota, Viridiplantae, Streptophyta, Magnoliopsida, Malpighiales, Euphorbiaceae. Bases 99 to 374 code for a protein of 91 amino acids. The record is from RefSeq and is a predicted model, not a curated record.
UUUUUUUGCUAUAUAUAUAUUUUCCCCAUUUCCCAGUUUUUGCUAUAAUUGUUAUUAGCGUAAACACAUUCCCUCAUCACCUUGGAGUAAUUCUAAGGAUGUCUAGCAGAAGAUCAAGGCAAUCUGCAGCUGUUUCAAGAAUCACCGAUGAUCAGAUCAUCGAACUUGUCUCUAAGUUACGUCACCUUCUCCCGGAGAUCCAGCAUAGGCGCCCAACUAAGGUGUCAGCUUCGAAGGUCCUACAAGAGACCUGCAACUAUGUCAGGAGCUUGCACAAAGAGGUGGAUGACUUGAGUGAGCGACUGUCUCAGCUUUUGGCUACAAUUGAUGCUGAUAGUCCUGAAGCUGCUAUAAUAAGGGGAUUAAUCAUGUAAUUAAGCACUUUGUAUUAAAAAAUUAAUUAAAUAUAAUUUUACAUAUAUAUAAAUAUUAAUCCUCAUAUGUAAGUUGUUAGAAGAGAUGGAGUAGUUUGAUCACUACCAGCUGCUGGUACUAGCAGAUCAAACAAAGUAAAGGGGUCAGAAGCUAUUUUUAAGAAAAGCUGCCAUGUGGGUAUAGGCAAUUAAUGUAAUUAAGUUGUAUAAUAAUAGGACUUGCACUUUAGCAAUUUCCUGUUAUAAUAUAUUUAUUUAUUAUUAUGGAUAACCUAUGCAU